AUGCCCAAUUACGACACUCUGCAAUUCGUCUUCCCGCAUGGUCCUGCCCCCCUACCCGCUCAUGCUCCUGAGAACUUCACCGCGCAACAGAAUGAGGCCUAUGUCGGUGCUCAAGCCAUCGAAUCUCUUUCCGGAUGGUCUGUCAUGUCGCCAGGAUCUAUGACACCACAGGUGGCGGGGAGACUUCUGGGCUAUAUGCUACUUGAGGCGCCGACAGUAGAAGGAAGAGACAACGUUACAUUCGAAAUUGCAUCGUGCGCAGGAGAUGAAGCACGACUGAAACAACUGGCUCAGCUCUAUGCAAAAGUAUACAUCCGGACCUUCCAGGCAAAUGGCGGGAGGACUCCCAGUGAUUACAUGGACGAGUCAUCGCCUGAUUUAUCCGGUGACGAAGAAGAGGACGUCCCCCUUCCCAGUGUCAUGGAAGAAACCCACUGGGAAACAACGCAAAACGCCUCGAAACGUGAUCGACAUCGAUGCAUAUUAUCUCGUUGCUACGAUCUCCAGUACAUGUACGAUCUCUCUCAGCUGGAACCUGAACAUCCUCUGCUCAGGGUUUCAGAUCCAUUUGGCUCUGUUGACGAGGCCCGCAUCAUACCCAUCGAACGAAAGGCCAACAUCGCUGUUAGCGAACAGCAGGCCAAGCUUGAAAACCCGAUGAGCGCACCUGCGAUUCUAUCGAGAUUCGGAAAGACAGAUAUCUUUAAGGACCUCAAUGUUGACGACUUGAACCAUCUGAGUAACAUGAUGACUCUGAAUCGCUCCAUGGGUCCUUUGAUGCGCUUCAAAUGUGUCUCACGGCCGUAGAGGGACGGCCCAAUACUUACAAAACUGAGGCCUUUUCCCCCGGCAUGCUGAAUAUCAUACCUGAAAACCCUGUCACAUUCUCCACCCCCGACGAGAAGCGUCUUCCUCUUCCCAGCCCUGCGUUUCUCGCCCUUCACCGAGCAUGU
Desarmillaria tabescens is the source of this 953-nucleotide messenger RNA. RefSeq lists its product as uncharacterized. Lineage: Eukaryota; Fungi; Basidiomycota; Agaricomycetes; Agaricales; Physalacriaceae. The transcript has 5 exons. The record is from RefSeq and is a predicted model, not a curated record. The coding region runs from base 1 to 807 and encodes 268 amino acids.